Dipodomys ordii (Ord's kangaroo rat) is the source of this 4906-nucleotide messenger RNA. It is a transcript of the gene Atad2, whose product is annotated as ATPase family, AAA domain containing 2. Gene Ontology annotation, biological process: positive regulation of transcription by RNA polymerase II. The transcript is spliced from 28 exons. The record is from RefSeq and is a predicted model, not a curated record. Gene Ontology annotation, cellular component: nucleus. Lineage: Eukaryota; Metazoa; Chordata; Mammalia; Rodentia; Heteromyidae. Gene Ontology annotation, molecular function: histone binding; ATP hydrolysis activity; ATP binding. The coding region runs from base 36 to 4178 and encodes 1380 amino acids.
CGGGUCGCGGCCGUCAGAACCUGCAGCCCGGGACCAUGGUGGUUCUCCGCAGCAGCCUGGAGCUGCACAGCCAUUCGGCCUCCUCGGCCACGGACUCCCUAGACCUGUCCAGCGAGUUCCUCAGCCUGGAGCUUAGCGGACGAAGGCGGCUCCGCUCGGCCAGCGCCGCGGAGAAAUCCGCCGUCACCGCCGCCGCCGCCGCCGCGGGCGAUGGGUCUUCAGUUAAGGAAGUUGAAACCUACCACCAGACUCGUUCUUUGAGGUCUUUGAGAAAAAAUGCACCGACUUCUUCAGAUUCUAGUUUCGAUAAAAAUAUGGAACUGUUGGAGAAGCAUACCAAUGGCAGGCAUUUUACAAGGCAGUUGGCCAGACAGCAAGCUGGUAAGAAAAAAGAAGAGGACAAAGAAGACAAAGUGAUUGCAGUUACUCGGUCAUUAAGAACUAGAGACAUUGUUCAGACUACAGAGCAUUUGCAUGAUGAGAACGGUGAUGUUGAAGUUCGACGCAGUUGUAGGAUUCGAAGUCGUUAUAGUUCUGUGAACCAGUCUGUGCUGUUUGACAAACUUAUAACAAACACUGCUGAAGCUGUACUUCAAAAAAUGGAUGACAUGAAGAAGAUGCGUAGACAGCGAAUGAGAGGACUUGAAGACUUGCGGGCAUUUAAUCAAGCCAAAGAAGACAAUCUUAAUAUGUAUACAAGAGGAAAACGGAAAGGUAUUCAACGAGCUGGUAUUCAACGAGCCGAUGAGGAAACAACUGAUAACCAGGAAGGCAGUGUAGAAUCAUCUGAAGAGGGUGAAGACCAAGAAGAUGAAGAUGAUGGUGAAGAUGAAGAUGAUGAAGAGGAUGAUGAAGAUGGAGAAGAAGAUAAUCAGAAACGAUAUUAUCUUAGACAGAGAAAAGCGACUGUGUACUACCAGGCUCCAUUGGAAAAACCUCGUCACCAGAAAAAGCCCAACAUAUUUUAUAGUGGCUCUGCGUCUCCUGCAAGACCAAGAUACCGAUUGUCUUCUUCAGGACCAAGAAGUCCUUAUUGUAAACGAAAGAACAGGCGAAGGCAUGCCAUACACAGUAGUGACUCCACUUCAUCUUCCUCUUCUGAAGAUGAGCAACAAUUUGAGAGACGAAGAAAAAGAAGCCGUAAUAGAGCUAUCAAUAGAUGCCUCCCACUAAAUUUUCGGAAAGAUGAAGUAAGAGGAAUUUAUAAAGAUCGAAUGAAAAUUGGAGCAAGCCUUGCUGAUGUCGAUCCAAUGCAACUGGAUUCUUCAGUACGAUUUGAUAGUGUUGGUGGCCUGUCUAACCAUAUUGCAGCUCUAAAAGAGAUGGUAGUGUUUCCAUUACUCUAUCCAGAAGUCUUUGAAAAAUUCAAAAUUCAACCCCCAAGAGGUUGCCUGUUUUAUGGUCCACCCGGAACUGGAAAAACUCUGGUUGCUAGAGCACUUGCCAAUGAAUGCAGUCAAGGGGAUAAAAGAGUCGCAUUUUUCAUGAGGAAAGGAGCUGACUGUCUAAGUAAAUGGGUAGGGGAGUCUGAAAGACAACUACGAUUGCUAUUUGAUCAGGCCUAUCAAAUGCGCCCAUCAAUUAUUUUCUUCGAUGAAAUAGAUGGCCUGGCUCCAGUGCGGUCAAGCAGGCAAGAUCAGAUUCACAGUUCCAUUGUUUCUACCCUGUUAGCUCUCAUGGAUGGUUUGGACAGCAGAGGAGAAGUUGUGGUCAUUGGUGCUACCAACAGACUAGAUUCCAUAGACCCUGCUUUACGGAGGCCUGGACGUUUUGACAGAGAAUUUCUUUUUAACCUCCCUGAUAAAGAUGCUCGGAAAGAGAUUCUAAAGAUUCACACAAGGGAUUGGAAUCCCAGACCACUGGACAUGUUUCUAGAAGAAUUAGCAGAAAACUGUGUUGGAUACUGUGGUGCAGAUAUUAAGUCAAUAUGUGCUGAAGCUGCUUUAUGUGCUCUUCGUCGACGCUACCCACAGAUCUAUACCACUAGUGAGAAGCUACAGUUGGACCUCUCUUCAAUUAAUAUCUCAGCUAAGGAUUUUGAGGUGGCCAUGCAAAAAAUGAUACCAGCCUCCCAGAGAGCUGUGACAUCACCGGGGCAGGCUUUGUCUGCCAUCGUGAAACCUCUCCUGCACAGUACUGUCCACAAGAUCUUAGAGGCCCUACAGAGAGUAUUUCCACAUGCAAAAAUUGGAGCAAAUAAAACAUUAGACUCAGGUGUUUCUUGUCCAUUGCUAGAAAGUGAUUUGGCAUACAGCGAUGAUGAUGUUCCAUCAGUAUAUGAAAAUGGACUUUCUCAAAAAUCCUAUAAGGCCAAAGACAAUUUUAAUUUUCUUCAUUUGAAUAGAAAUGCCUGCUACCAACCUAUGUCUUUUCGUCCAAGAAUGCUGAUAGUGGGGGAACCAGGAUUUGGGCAGGGUUCACACUUGGCACCAGCUGUCAUCCAUGCUUUGGAAAAAUUUACUGUAUAUACAUUAGACAUUCCUGUUCUUUUUGGAGUCAGUGCCAUAUCUCCUGAAGAAACAUGUGCCCAAAUGAUUCGUGAAGCGAAGAGAACAGCACCAAGUAUAGUGUACAUUCCACACAUCCAUUUGUGGUGGGAUAUAGUUGGACUAACUCUCAAAGCCACAUUUACUGCAUUAUUACAGAAUAUUCCUUCAUUUGCCCCAGUUUUACUACUUGCAACUUCUGACAAACCCCAUUCUGCUCUGCCAGAAGAGGUGCAAGAAUUGUUCAUUCAUGAUUAUGGAGAGGUUUUUAAUGUCCAGUUACCAGGUAAAGAAGAACGAACAAAGUUUUUUGAAGAUUUAAUUCUCAAACAAGCUGCCAAACCUCCUAUAUCGAAAAAGAAAGCAGUUUUGCAGGCCUUAGAGGUACUCCCAGUAGCACCACCACCUGAGCCAAAACCAUUGACUGAAGAAGAAGUAAAACGACUGGAAGAACAAGAAGAAGAUACAUUUAGAGAAUUGAGGAUUUUCUUAAGAAAUGUCACACACAGGCUUGCUAUUGACAAAAGAUUCCGAGUGUUUACUAAGCCUGUUGACCCCGACGAGGUUCCAGAUUAUGUCACUGUGAUAAAGCAGCCAAUGGACCUUUCAUCUAUGAUUAGUAAAAUUGAUCUACACAAGUAUCUGACUGUGAAAGAUUAUUUGAGAGAUAUUGAUCUAAUCUGUAGUAACGCUUUAGAAUACAAUCCAGAUAGAGAUCCUGGAGACCGCCUUAUUAGGCAUAGAGCCUGUGCUUUAAGAGAUACAGCCUAUGCAAUAAUUAAAGAAGAACUUGAUGAAGACUUUGAGCAGCUUUGUGAAGAAAUUCAGGAAUCUAGAAAGAAAAGAGGUUGUAGCUCCUCCAAGUAUGCCCCAUCUUACUACCAUGUGAUGCCAAAGCACAGUGCUCUCUCUACUGGGGACAAAAAGUCAGAUCUGGAGCAUAAUGAAAAGCUAAAGACACCUAGUACUCCAGUUGCUUGCAGCACUCCUGCUCAGUCUAAGAGAAAAAUUCACAGAAAGUCAAAGUGGCAUGUAGGCACCAAAACAAAACGGAGGAGAAUUUCACAGACAAAGGAUGAUAGCCAAAAUGCUGCCAAUGAGCAAAUGGAGAGUGACACAGAGGAAAUCCAAGAUGUGAGUGCAGAUCGUGAGCCUAGGAAUACAGGGGAGUCUUCAGUAGAAGAAAAUGAGAAGCAGCAAAAUAUCUCUGAAAACAAAAGUGACUUGGGAAAUAAUAGUCCAAGUACUUGUAAUGAUGAGAAUGAACUUGAAGAAUCUAGGAAAACUACAGCAUCUACUGAAUUGAGAAAAGAUAAGAUUGCUUGCAAUGGAGAUGCUGCUAGCUGUCAGAUAAUAGACAUUUCUGAGGAAAAUGAAGCAAAAGAAAUGUGUCUUCUGCGAAUGACUAGAGCUAGACGUUCCCAGGUAGAACAACAGCGACUCAUCAGUGUUGAAAAGGCGUUGGCAAUUCUCUCUCAGCCUACACCCUCACUUGUUGUGGACCAUGAGCGGUUAAAAGAUAUUUUAAAGGCUGUUGUUAAAAAAAGUGAACAAUACAAUAUAUUUCAACUGGAAAAUUUAUAUGCAGUGCUCAGCCAGUGUAUUUAUCAACAUCGUGGGGACUAUGAUAAAACCACACUUAUUCAGAAAAUGGAGCAAGAGAUAAAAGGCUUCAGUUGUUCCAGAUCAUGAUGUCAUUGUAACUAGCAAGUACUUUUUCUAUUAAGUUCAUAUUUAAUUUACUUCUGAUAAGUCUACGUAACUAAUGCAAGAUAAAAUCCUGCAUCUUCCAGCAAAAAUUAAAAUAGUAAAACAAAAGUAUUUAAACUCUCCUGAUAUUUAUGUACAUGUGUAAGAUAACUGACAAAUAUUGGAAAUUUGUUUGAAUUGUAAUAAUAGUAAUAGUUGAAGUUUGAACAGCUCCAGUAAAGCUAUUUGGAUAACAAAUGUUUUGUGGCACUUAAGGAUAAUUAGCAACAUGAAAAUUUUUUUGUAUUAAGCACUUUUGAUUUUACCCUUCCUAAACAUAGGUUUGGCCUGAGGGUGUAGCUUACAGUAGAGUAGUUACCUAGCAUGUGUAUAGUCCUGGGUUUGAGCCAGGACCUCAAAAAAAGAAAGAGAACACAACAAAUGUUAUUAUAUCUCUGCUAUUCUCUUUGUCUUCUACGUUAUCCAACCUACCUUUCACUUCUGGUCCCUGUUCACUUACAAACCAGAAUUCAAGUUAUGACUAGUAAAAGGGCUGUUGCUCCAUAGUUCUUUAUUUGAAUAUUGGAAUAUUUUUAGAUAAACAUUUUUUGUCAUUGUAAUUGGGGUUAAUAAAUACUUUGAGCCAGGCACAGCUAGCUCACUACUGUAAUCCUAUCUACUCAGGAGGCUGAGAUCUAAGGAUCUGGUUCGAAGCCAGCCCGUGCAGGAAA